GGGAUGGAGGGAGGUUUGUGUGCACCAUGGCGGCUGGGGCAGGCGGCAGGAGCUCCGCUUGCCAGGGACCAGCACUCUUUGUGCUGUUCGGGAGCCUCUGCCGUGCCGGGCCUAGCGCCGGGGGUAGGUCCUACAGCUUGCGUGGGGUGGUCCCUUCCAGUUAGGUGUGUUACAGCCGUCCAAUGGAGAUUAAAGAAGUAGUCAGAAGGUAUGAAACAAGAAAUAAAACAGCAGCAACAGAAUUGUCAUCAUCCAAAUCCCGAGUUGAUUGGAGACGCACUAAGAGGGAACUCAUACUACUUGACAGCAAUGAUGAAUCCUCGGGUACCUCUGAGGAGGAAGAGCCUAGCACAUCAGAAGAUGAAAUAGACGACAAAGAUGAAACUGCUGUGAAGAACAGCCUUUCAAGUCAUGAAGAGAAAAGCCACAGUGGGGAAGUAGCAGACAGUAGUGAGGAUGAGGAGUGCAUUGUGCCUGGAAAGCGCAAAAGGUUGAACUCAUCUGUCUUGUAUGACAGUGAUGAGAGCGAGGACAGUGAUAUACUUGUUAGAAAAGUUUUUGCCAAGCGCCGCUGUAUAAUAGAUGAAGAUGAGGAUUCCAGAGAACUACAACCUGAUAAAACCUGCUCUACAGAAAAUGAUUCUACUAGUAAGAAACAGAAAGUGUUUGCAAAAUUGAAACAACUUGCAAGACAAAGAACAGCCUGGAGAUCCGGCAGAAGUGAAAAUUGUGAGGAUUCUAAUAGUGAAGCAGAAAUAGAGGAGGAGCCAUUCUUUCACUUGCCCCUCACACCCACAGAAGGUAGUGAAACUGACUGCAACAGCUUGAAAGAUUUUGUAGUAGAGGAAGAAGAUGAUGAUGACAGUGAUGACAUGGAGCAUAUAAUGGGUGAAAACCAGCCACAGCACAAAGAACUGAAUGGAUCAGAUAGUUUGCUGGCAAACUACGUCCCACACUUAUCUCGCUGUGAUCAUUAUGUACACUUCAAAAGAAUAGUAAAGGCUUUCCUCAUAAAUGCAGUUGAUGACACUUUUCUGAGCUCAUUAUAUGAUGGAACAAGACAGAAGAAGUAUGCACAGGAUAUGUUGCUCUCACUUCAUUAUUUGGAUGACCGCUUCAUUCAGCCUCGUCUUGAGAACUUAGUCUCUGGAAGUCGCUGGAAAGAUCGAUACAAGGAGCGUGUGGAUUGUUACCCGAAUGUUCACAUAAUCUUGAAAAGUCCAAAAUACACGUCUUGUCGUGCCUGUGAAUUGAAUCGUUAUUGUAAGUUUAAUGUGCUGCUCUCUGGAAAGCUUUAUAAUAGCAGAACAUUGGAAACAGAUGACUUCAUGUCAGAUGACAAACAGGUUUUGGAAGUUGGCGUGGUGUGUGCAGAUCGGACAAGAGUUUACCAUAAUUUGAAGCACUUCAAGUACAAGUUGUACCUGCAUUGCAGCUCCAUUACCAAGUUGGAGAGUUUCAAAGAUGAACCAGUCAAAGACACAGUAGAACAUCUUUUCAGUCAGUUGGAAGACAGUGGGUGGAUUCAAAAGAGAUACAGUGAUCUUGAAGACUGCAUGAAUGAUGCAGACAAUUUCCAAGAAGAGAGAAUAGAUUAAGUGGUCACAUAGCAUUUUGAAAGACAUCUGUAAAAAAAUUGAAUGACCUGUUUUAUGUGUAUGCACUUAAUCCCUGCUUGGUCUUCAAGAUUCUUUCUAGGCUGUUAUGUUUAAAUCCAUAUGCCUUUAACCAA
Messenger RNA from Melopsittacus undulatus (budgerigar), 1732 nucleotides. RefSeq names its product coiled-coil domain containing 82 (gene CCDC82). Bases 183 to 1598 code for a protein of 471 amino acids. Gene Ontology annotation, cellular component: nucleus. Lineage: Eukaryota; Metazoa; Chordata; Aves; Psittaciformes; Psittaculidae. The transcript has 8 exons. The record is from RefSeq and is a predicted model, not a curated record.